Molecule: messenger RNA, 1756 nt
Organism: Theobroma cacao (cacao)
Lineage: Eukaryota; Viridiplantae; Streptophyta; Magnoliopsida; Malvales; Malvaceae
Product: putative pectate lyase 20
Molecular function (GO): pectate lyase activity
Source: RefSeq, a predicted model, not a curated record
UUCAUCGACUCCACAAUUCUAUUUCUCUCUUUCCUCCACUUUCCUUGUGCUUUUCCAUUUCUGCCAAACAGAGAAAACUAAACACAUUCCCAGUACUGUGAGAGAGAGAGAGAGGAUCAAUAAUGGGGAUUUCUCAUAGACUACUCUCGUUGUGUAUAUUGCUACUUUUUAUGUUGUUCGUUUAUGUCAGGGCCUCAGCAGAGAAAACAGAGCUGAACUCAAGGCUUGGUGAAGAAGAGAAGGUGCAGGGCAUGAAGAACUCAUCAAUGGCAGACGGGUUGGAUGAUGAGACAUGGAUAAAUGAGCACGCAGUUGAUAAUCCUGAGGAAAUUGCUUCUAUGGUUGAUAUGAGCAUAAGAAAUAGCACAGAAAGGAGAAAGUUGGGUUAUUUCUCAUGUGGAACAGGGAAUCCGAUUGAUGACUGCUGGCGCUGUGACCGGCGUUGGUAUCUUAGGCGAAAGCGCCUAGCAAACUGCGGCGUCGGCUUUGGACGCAAUGCUGUCGGUGGUCGUGAUGGAAAAUACUAUGUGGUAAGUAACCCUGGCGAUGAUGACCCUGUGAACCCCAAACCAGGCACCCUCCGCCAUGCUGUUAUCCAAGACAGGCCUCUCUGGAUUGUGUUCAAGCGUGACAUGGUGAUCACUUUGAAGCAGGAGCUCAUAAUGAACAGUUUUAAGACCAUUGAUGGUCGUGGUGCCAAUGUGCAUAUCGCUAAUGGGGCCUGCAUUACCAUCCAGUUUGUCACAAAUAUUAUCAUCCACGGAGUCCACAUCCAUGACUGCAAGCCCACCGGUAACGCCAUGGUUCGAAGCUCCCCAUCUCAUUAUGGAUGGAGGACAAUAGCUGAUGGGGAUGCCAUUUCGAUUUUUGGAUCAAGCCACAUCUGGAUUGACCACAAUUCACUGUCUAAUUGUGCUGAUGGACUUAUUGAUGCUAUAAUGGGUUCCACUGCAAUUACCAUCUCCAGCAAUUACUUCACCCACCACAAUGAGGUUAUGCUGUUGGGACAUAGUGACUCUUACGUAAGAGACAAGCAGAUGCAGGUGACCAUUGCUUAUAAUCAUUUUGGGGAGGGUCUUAUCCAGAGAAUGCCAAGGUGUAGACAUGGAUAUUUCCAUGUAGUGAACAAUGACUACACACACUGGGUAAUGUAUGCAAUCGGUGGAAGUGCUAAUCCCACCAUUAACAGCCAGGGAAACCGUUACCUUGCCCCUGCUAACGCCUUUGCUAAAGAGGUGACAAAGAGAGUGGCAACAUCAUCUAAUCAAUGGAGACAUUGGAAUUGGAGGUCAGAUGGAGACCUGUUGUUAAAUGGAGCGUAUUUCACUCCAUCAGGAGCAGGUGCAGCAGCCAGCUAUGCCAGGGCCUCUAGCUUAGGGGCCAAGUCCUCUUCCUUAGUUGGCAUCAUUACUUCAAAUGCAGGUGCUCUCACCUGUCGCCACGGCCGCAUGUGUUAAUUCUCAUUAGUCUCCGCCACACUCUCCACCCCAACCGACAAACCAAGGAAAAGACAAAAGCAAACAAAGAAGGAAAUGAAAAAUAACUCAUUUUUCUUCCCAUAUUAUCACUUAUAUAGCACUAGUAUUCAUUCCCAGCUGAGUUUAUAUUCUGCUCAAUCCCUUUGACAAGUGUACAAAAAUUUUUAGAAAAUUGUCCUAAUUCUCUCCCUCAUAUACAACAAUAUUUCACUUGUCAUAAAUGCAAUGGAUCGACCUCGGCCUCUUUUAAGGUGCCGUAGCGUUGUUCACUUCUAUUA